GAAGAAGAAGAUUUGGCGGGCAGCGCAAAAUAUAAACACAGGGAGCGGAAGAUGGAGGAAGACCAAGGACUAAAAGAAACCCCAGAUAACCAGUGUGUUAAAGCCUCCGCUGAAGGAAACACUAAUGAAACCACAGAGGGAAUGGCCCCACAAACGUCCAAUGUGGAUUCAGACCGUAGGCCACCAGGGGAGACGGAGGUUCGGUAUAGCAGGUUGAAACUGUUUAAGAAAGUGACGCAGAAGAGCCUGGAGAAGUGUAUUGAUCACGCCAGUUUUAACACAUUUGCCAGCAUGUUUCGCCCACUGUACAAGAAAAACCCUCAGAAGAUGGAGAAGAUUCACAAGCAGUUCAUAGAUGAGCUGCGAAAAGCUGUUCAGGAGGACAUAAGCAGACUGAUUGAAGAAGGCCAAUUAGAAUUGAAAUUAAAUGAGUUGGACAAACUGGAGAAAGCUGCAAGGAACAAGUCAGACCCUGCAUGGCGACCAAGUGGCAUUCCUGAGCAGGAUUUUUCCAGCUUUUUGAUUCCAUACUAUGAAAAGCAGGAUGCCUAUAUGAAACGGCAGUUGAAAAAGAUCAGAGCAGAGAAUGCUGUUUUGGCACAAAAGGUUCAGGCUGGCAGAAAGAAAAUUGCUGAGACUGAAAACUGCAUUGCAAUGGCUUUUGAUGAGUUGAAGGCGACACUUGCAGAAUUUGAAAGAUCAGCAUCUUCCUUCUGCCCCGCUGAUGUCUUUGAUGUGUAACCUUCAAAAUAUUUAGUUUAUCAACUAACAUAAAUGUACAUUUUUACUUUGUUUAACCUGAUUGUCUGAUAAAAAUGUCUUUGAAAUAAAUUGUUUUAUGACUUCA
Messenger RNA from Betta splendens (Siamese fighting fish), 847 nucleotides. RefSeq names its product polyamine-modulated factor 1 (gene pmf1). Lineage: Eukaryota; Metazoa; Chordata; Actinopteri; Anabantiformes; Osphronemidae. The transcript is spliced from 5 exons. Gene Ontology annotation, cellular component: MIS12/MIND type complex. Gene Ontology annotation, biological process: chromosome segregation. The record is from RefSeq and is a predicted model, not a curated record. Bases 52 to 741 code for a protein of 229 amino acids.